AUGUUCGAGAGCUUUCAGGCGUGGCCCAAGAGGAGCCCGAAGGUGUGCAGCGUGUGCUGGAUCAACCGGCAGGGCCUCGAGAGCAACCUCCAUGUUUCCCGCAGACUCUCGGUCAUGCAGGCGAAGUUCCCCGAUACCUGGAAGCUGGCCGCCUUCUCGCAGGGCAGCCGAGUGCCCUUCCCCAAGCCCAUGUCGCAUGGGGAAGCUCACGCGCAACCUGAAGAAUUGCCGCGGCGCUGUCGACGCGCCGCGAAAUUGAGAAGGGUUCCCAACAGCACGACUUGGGUCUGCCCCGACGGCGGAGGGUGA
Messenger RNA from Prorocentrum cordatum, 309 nucleotides. Lineage: Eukaryota; Dinophyceae; Prorocentrales; Prorocentraceae. The record is from the annotation of a GenBank genome assembly.